Molecule: messenger RNA, 1234 nt
Organism: Dama dama (fallow deer)
Lineage: Eukaryota; Metazoa; Chordata; Mammalia; Artiodactyla; Cervidae
Gene: NPSR1
Product: neuropeptide S receptor 1
Exons: 7
Coding region: 1-915 (304 amino acids)
Biological process (GO): neuropeptide signaling pathway; positive regulation of release of sequestered calcium ion into cytosol
Cellular component (GO): membrane; cytoplasm
Molecular function (GO): neuropeptide receptor activity; vasopressin receptor activity
Source: RefSeq, a predicted model, not a curated record
AUGUCAGCCAACCUCACAGAGGGCAGCGCCAAGUCCAAUGGGACUGGGCAGGCACUGAAUUCUCCUGUCCUUUGUACUGAAACAGUGACUUUCACUGCAGAGGUGGAAGGAGAGGAAUGGGGCUCCUUCUACUACUCCUUCAAGACUGAGCAGUUGAUAACUCUGUGGGUCCUCUUUGUUUUCACCAUUGUUGGAAAUGCCAUUGUGCUGUUCUCUACCUGGAGGAGGAAGAGGAAGUCAAGGAUGACCUUUUUUGUGACUCAGCUGGCCAUCACAGAAAAGCAGGCCAAGGUCCUCAUCACGAUUGCCUGGAGCCUCUCUUUCCUGUUCUCCAUUCCUACCCUUAUCAUAUUUGGGAAAAGGAAACUCUCCAACGGUGAAGUGCAGUGCUGGGCCCUGUGGCCUGACGACUCCUACUGGACCCCGUACAUGACCAUCGUGGCCUUCCUGGUGUAUUUCAUCCCCCUGACAAUCAUCAGUGUCAUCUAUGCCAUUGUGAUCAAAACUAUUUGGGUCAAAAGCAAAGCCUAUGAGACAGUGAUUUCCAACUGCUCAGAUGGAAAACUGUGCACCAGUUACAACCGAGGGCUCAUCUCAAAGGCAAAGGUCAAGGCCAUCAAGUAUAGUGUUGUCAUCAUUCUCGCCUUCAUCUGCUGUUGGAGUCCCUACUUCCUCUUUGACAUUUUGGACAAUUUCAGCCUCCUUCCAAACACUAAGGAGCGUUUCUACGCCUCUGUGAUCAUUCAGAACCUGCCUGCCUUGAACAGUGCCAUCAACCCCCUCAUCUACUGUGUUUUCAGCAACUCCAUAUGCUUCCCCUGCAGGGAGCAAAGAUCACGGGAUUCCAGAAUGACAUGUCGGGAGAGAACUGAGAAGCAUGAGAUGCAGGUUCUGUCCAAGCCAGAAUUCAUGUAGGUCAUGGGGCAGUGGUAGCACUGGGCUGAGCCCCAUCAACUCUCCUGGGUUCCCAUUAGCACCUUGGGCCUGUGUAUAAAGCUUGAGCCAACUUCUCUGCCCUGCACCUUUCAUCACUUGGGGGAUGCGCAAGGCAAACAUCCGAAAGAGUAUGUGUCACCUGCCUCAGCAAGUAUUGGCCAAUAGGAAGUUACAAACUACUCAUACCAGCCAGGAAAGAUACCCUUUCUUUCCCUACCAUUCCAAGCUGCCCUUCUCACUGGUCAGCACCAGAAUCAACGGACAGAGACAUUGCUGGCCCGGGGCCCAGGCUUGGGCA